Messenger RNA from Dentiscutata erythropus, 131 nucleotides. The record is from the annotation of a GenBank genome assembly. NCBI's taxonomy places the organism in Eukaryota, Fungi, Glomeromycota, Glomeromycetes, Diversisporales, Gigasporaceae.
CAAUACUUGAGAAUAUCGAAGAAUCGUACUAUGAGAAUAUAUUCAAAGGUGGAAGAAAGUUCAUCAACACGCGUGAAAUUACUGAAAAGUUAUCUGAAAUGACUUCAGUUGGCAAGAAAUUGAACUUCUAG